UGCUGUAUCCAAAUUUGGUAAUUCUAGCUUUCUUGGUUUGUGAGAUCGAGAGGCUCAAACAGAUGGACAGACAGACAGCCAGACGGAUAGUAACUUAUCAUACCCUAUAACACUAGAAGUACCGGAGUAGAAGAAGUGUAGAGCAGAGAAGUAUUACGGGUGAAGUUAAAAGGUUGCUCCUUGGCUGCUUCGAUGUCGAAGGGGAAAAAGAGGGGGCAGAGGGCAGAGAGGUCAUCGAUAGUUGUGCUUGACUGAAUGCGCAAGGGUAAUGAGAGAGAGAAAGAAAUAGAGAGGGAGAGAGAGAGAGAGAGAGAGAGAGGACCACUCAGCUAUGAGCCUAUGAGCAACGACGUCGACUGCGACGCUGGCAGAGCGACAGCAAAGGAAAAAGUUUGGACUUCAGGUUCGGUCGCAUUCCGCGGCCAAACGCAGCGCGAGACGGAAUCCAACGCGGACUCAACAAUCGACUCGACUCGACUCGAUUCGCCUCGACCUCGUUUUCGUCCUCGACUUCGUCUUCGUCUUUGUCUUUGUGUUUGUCCUGUGAGUCGUCCUCGUGCUUGCGUGCUUCCUUUUUUUUGUUUGUUCUGUGUGCGCGACUCUCACACGUGUGUGAGCGAAAAGUCGGUGAAAAAACUGCGUGGAAAUCAAUCAGACAAAAUGAUUGUCAAUCUGGCGGUGAAUGGCGCCAGCAACAGUGCCCACGUCCAUGCCCAAGCCUCACACUCCCACUCCCACUCCCAUUCGCAUCCUCAAGCACAUCCUCAUGCUCAUCCGCAUCCUCAUCCGCAUUCGCAACCGCAACAAGACAACGACUUCAACUUUCUGAAGCGCAAAUACGAGACGCAACUCGAACCUCAACAGCAACCGCAGCAGACGAUGACUUUGGGUCACGAUUACGAUCAGCUGAGUGCGAAUCCCUGGAAGAAGCGUCACCUCGACUACGAGAACUCCGCCGGGGACAUGUGCUUCCAGCUCCAGCUGCAGGACACCAACAACAGCAACAGCAACAAUAAUAACAAUAACAACAACAGUUCCAGCUCAGCAGUUGCCUCGGUCAGCGUCACCUCAGCGGCCUUCAUCAACGAUCUGUUCGCCUACGACAGCAGUCUCCUCGUCCCCGGCGCCGUCUCCUACUGCACUCCGCCCUCAGGAGCUCCCCUCGAGGCUGAAGCAGAUGCCGGCGGCUGGCAGACGGGAGAGCUGCUUGAGCUCGAUCAUCGCUACAAUUCGGGACUGCAAACGGAAAUCUCUCAGCUGAAUGCAACGCUUCCGCCUCCUCCGCCGCCGCCUCCGCCUUCGGCGCCAGCUUCGACUGCGACGCCACCGUCAAGCGGAGUUCAGGAGCAGAGCUUCCUGGUUCCUCAGAAGUCCCAAGCGCAGCCAGCAACUCAGGCGCCAAGUCGACAGACGACGGGCAGUCGACGCAACUCCAAUCAGCCAUCGAACGAAUCGGAACCGGAUUUCGAGGACAAGAAUCUCUCGUGGCUGUUGAACUUCAAGUUCGAUGAGUUCCCGCAUCUGUCGCCCGACGUUGGAGGCGGUCAGCGAUUGGGCAACGCUGCCAAUACAGUCAGCGUGGAGCCAGCCACGCCCACCACAGCCGCCCACAUGGCCAACAGUUCGCCCUGCAGCUCCGCCUCGCCAGCAUCCGCAUCAGCAUCAGCUUCGACAUCCACAUCGACAUCGACAUCGAAUUCCAGCGCAAGCUCAACGCUGCUGCUCGUCGAUCAGCGCGGAUCUCCCAAAAGUUGCUCCAGCAGCGCAUCCACAGCGACCUCAACGGGAGCGGGAGCGGGAGGGGGCAUCGGAGGGGGAGGUGCAAUAUCCAAUUCACCCACUAAGACGGGACGCAAGUUCGAGGAGCUCGUCAUGGAAGUCACCUCGGAGAUGGACGCCAACGACAUGAUCGUCGCUGAGCACGUCGUCGUCGAGGACACCAGCUCCAAGGCGCCAAAGAAACCACCGUUCACAUACACGGAACUCAUCGAAUACGCCCUCGAGGACAAGGGUGAGCUGACGGUGUCGGGCAUAUACCAAUGGAUAUCAGAUCGCUUUCCGUACUACAAGUCAAACGAUGAUCGCUGGAAGAAUUCGGUGCGGCACAAUCUCUCAAUUAAUCCGCACUUUCGCAAAGGAGUGAAAGCCCCCCAAGGAGCUGGCCAUCUGUGGGCAAUCUCCAGCGGCGAUUCAGCGGAGAAUGUGCUGGCCUGGGAGCAUAAAAAGCAGCGAUUGGAUUUGUUCUUCAAGAUGGAAUCGAUCAACAGAGAACGCAUUCAACAGCAUCAGCAACAAAUGCAGCAACAACAGCAGCAGCAACAACAACAGCAGCAGCAGCAACAUCACCAGCAACAGAUGCAGCAGCAACACUGCAAUUCACCUCAGCAACAGCAACAACAAGCGAAUUGCAUCUACGAUGAGGCAGCUGCAGCUGCCGCAGCGCUGACGCAAGAGAUGUUGCAACAAGCGAGCGAAACAUCGCCCGCCUCAGCGAGUCACAAUCAUUCGCAUCACAAUCAUCAUCACAACAACAACAACCAUCUUCAUCAUCAGCAACAGCAGCAGCAACAGCAACAACAGCAGCAGCAGCAACAACAUCAGCGACUUUUACCCUUCAGCGAUCUGCUGAGCGAUGAAGAGCUGCGCAAGACGGCGGGACAGAUCCUCAAUGGCAUCCAUCGGGAGGUCGAGGUGCAGUCGGUCAACUCCAUCAUCAGCACCUACCAGGACGUGCUCCUCGACAAUGAAGACUAUCUCAAUCCCAUCCACAAGGACGUCGUGGUCACCGAGAGCGGACUCCGGCAGCAUCAGCAGCAACAUCAUCAUCAUCAUCAACAGCAGCAUCAGCAGCACCAACAGCAGCAGCAGCAGCCACACAGCGGGAGCAGCCAUCUGGGUGGCAGCCACUCGCAGUACUACAUCACGGAGAUCGAUCCCAUGGAGCUGGGCAUACAGAUGUCGCAUCAGGUGGAGCCCUCGGAGGAGGAAGUGCUCUUCAGCGACGACUUCAAUCUCAACUAUUUUGGCUACAAUCCCGGCAACGACAUCGUCGCUUGACCGCGCACCAAACAUCCGCAGCCGCCUCCCGCCCAGCAGCAACAGGAAUCCCCAUCCCCAUCCCAAUCGAAUCGGAAGCUCGUCGAGGAGGGGGAAGAGGAGACGGUUGCGCAGUUGCAGCAGAGCAAUCAGAGUACUCAUAAGCCAAUUCUAAAUCAAUACUAGUCACACUCGUAAGCCCCGACUUUUGACUACCACCUCUCUCAAGAGAACCCUCAUCCCCCUUCAUCAUCCUUUGUAUAGUCUAGUCUUCAAAGUACCAACCAAGAAUAUGCUCAUCAUUUUUUUUUUGUCAACUUAUAUUUAAUGCUAAUUAAUCGGUGGAUAGCCUGUAAGUAAGUAGCUUCUACCUUUUAGAUUAAGUCGCACCCCUCGAAUAGAAUUACGUCCGAUCUCCCGGAGUUUUUACUAGUAGCACUUACAAGAAUUAUAACUACUACUACUCUUAAUACUCCAUAAAUAUCAAUCCUCUAUAUAGUCGAAAGUAUGCUAAUCUUAGUCCUAUAUAUAUAUAUAUACAAUACUGUUUAAUCGUGUAGCAUAACGGCACUCACUCGUACAACUACUGAUACUUUGUGAACUUACUAUAUGAUGAUGUGUCUCAACAAUAUUUUUUUUUUCUAACUUUAAAUUGUUCAUCUUUGGGAUGCCAAAGACUUCGAUAUUACGAAAUAAUCUGCAUACACUAAAAACAAAAACUUGUCAAAUACCGAAUAGUAGAGCGCAAACCAAAGCGCAGCUCAAUAAAUUCCCGUUUAGUCAACUUUUUAAAUAAACAAACUUCCUCUGAUAAUCACACGAGAUUUAAUCGGAAUACCUCCAAGAAUAAUACACUUUUUACUUUUUUGCAGUUUUCUUAUUUUUUUUUAUUGUUACUAGAGUAAAACAAUUCACUUUUUUCUUUUGCAAUUUUCUUUAUAUUUUUUUUUGCUUAAAAAGUUUUUGUUUUAUAUAUAUUUUUUUUGUUGAUGUGUUUUUGUUUUUAAGUUCUACCGUUUGUCGGGAAUAUGUUUUAGGUUUUACGCUUUAAUAUUAAUAUUAUAGAUUAAAUAUUUACUGAAAAAAACCUUGGCUCCUUCCAUAAAGGAGAUGUAGUAUAUAAAAUCUGGUAACAUGUUGGUGUGUGGAUACUUCACUAGCUCACUGUAUGUCUUACACGUCGACAAAAAAAAAACGGGG
Drosophila sulfurigaster albostrigata is the source of this 4236-nucleotide messenger RNA. RefSeq lists its product as uncharacterized. The transcript has 5 exons. Gene Ontology annotation, biological process: regulation of DNA-templated transcription. Gene Ontology annotation, molecular function: DNA-binding transcription factor activity; cis-regulatory region sequence-specific DNA binding. The record is from RefSeq and is a predicted model, not a curated record. Bases 256 to 3057 code for a protein of 933 amino acids. Gene Ontology annotation, cellular component: nucleus. NCBI's taxonomy places the organism in Eukaryota, Metazoa, Arthropoda, Insecta, Diptera, Drosophilidae.